CGUUAAAAAAUAAAACGAGAAACCACCACCUCUUCUGAUAAUUAUUUAAUUAAAUAUUAUCUGUAAACAAGUAACGCUAACAAGAUAAUUUAUCGAAAUAAAUAUGACGUAACGGCCAUAAUUCAUUGUAAUUUGUUACGUAAAUAAUUACGCUGCGUUCUCACGUAUGUCUGCAUUCUGAAUCAUUGUUUCUGGUGCCUGGUUGACUACAUCAACAUCACACAUGUACGUAUGUGUUAAACAUCGCCGGUAUGAUCAAUAGUAGUGACUAGGUAUUAGGUAGUUACUAGUUAGUGCUAUCAUAGACAACACUGGUCACAGGUGGCUUUUAAAAUUGAUAUUUCAGUGUGUGCGCUCUUCUGACGUGCUUUGUGUUAAAAUCUGGUGAAAAUGUUGAAUAAAGUGAAACUAGUUUGGUCUAAAACGAAUCGGUGGCAUAGAGUUCUCCUAAUAUUUCUGCUGGUGGAGUCAAAGCUGUUGCCCGGUGGACAAGUUGGCUUCCAGUGUAAUGACCCAGCGCUGUCCUACCCUUACACUGGGGACACAGUGAGCUGGAAAUGGCUGAUGGCUAUCACGUUGCUUUUGCCCCCUGUUGUGAUGCUCAUGGUAGAGAGACAGCGAGACAAAAUGGUGGUAGCCAAGAAGCACGCACUGAGCUGGUACAAGGAGUACGUGUUUGGGUUCCUGCUUAAUUUGACCCUCAUUCAGUGCAUCAAGUCCGUUGUCGGGUCUCCGAGACCGCACUUUUUUGACACCUGCAGACCUAAAGAGGCGGAGACCUGCGAGGCUUCCGAAUAUAUCUCGAGCUACACUUGUACGAAAGCUUAUUGGCUGAAUCAGUCGGACAGGAGCUUUCCUUCGGGCCACACGUCAUUAGCCUUCCACAUGGGCAUAUUCGUUGUUUACUACUUGAACCAGCGCGCCGGUCAGAUCAACUUCCGCUCUAUACUGUCGAUCCAAGUGCUCUGUAUGACGAGCGCGAUAUACUGCGCCGUUUCUCGCAUGAUGGAUCACCGCCACCACUGGUGGGACGUGCUGGCGGGCGCAGUACUCACCGCACCCAUAUUAGUUUAUACCAUUGUCUUCUUGUGCAAAAAUUUUGAAUGCACCGCACCAAAGAGCGACAACAAUGGCAACCAAAGAGAAGUAAUCUCAGAGAAUACGAACGGAACCCCCAUAGAAACUAAAUAGCACAUAACUUCAGACUGUAUGACAGGUGGUAUUAUUGUCAUACGAUUAAUGGGAAGCACUAUUUCUGCAAUUAUUUAUUUGUUAGGUUUUAAUUCAGUAUUGACUUGCAAUCAUUAACUAACGAAGUUUUUUAGACUGUACAUUGAGUAUAGUAUUCACAGUUCAUUUAGAAGUGCAAGAGGCAGCCCGAAUAACCAUUCGUACGUUUACAGUUUGUCUGUAAUCGGUUAACUUUAGUGUGCUUUGACUUUUGUUUAGGUUGAAUUUGACUAGAGUUAUCGUAGUGUAGGUUUAAUGCAACGUUAGCCACGCAUUGUGUGCAAGCAAAUUUCAACUUACCGUCGUACUGUUUGAGUAGAUUUUUCAAUAGCAGUCUUAACGAAGUUAAUCUUCCGUUAUGGCACCUGGUUUUCCAUUGCAUUGUAAUUAAACCCCAAUUUGUGACGUAAAAAUGUACAUCAGUUCCACGAGGUUUUAAAAUUUACUACUGUUAGAGUAGAUUUUUCAAUAGCAAUGUUAACGAAGUUAAUCUUCCGUUAUGGCACCUGGUGUUCUAUUGCAUUCUAAUUAAACCCCAAUUUGUGACGUAAAAAUGUAUAUCAGUUCCACGAGAAGGUAUUAAAAUUUACGUCACAAAUUUGUAUUUGUAACGUAAAUUUAAGGUUGCAUAUUCGGUAAGGGUAUCUAGUUUUAUAUAAAGACAGAAGUAGGUUUAUAUUGUAGUAAGAAUUAAUGUACUUUUCAAAAUAAUAUGAACUUCAUUUGGAAAAGGGGUACCUGUAGGGGUAGCACAGGCAGGAGACAUAUCCCCCGAUUAUAUCCCCUGACAAGGGAUAUAAUUCACGUGUCAUCCUGCUCAAUCACGGGAAAAGGGAAUAGGAGAAGUUUACCCCCGUUUAAUAUUACAUUUAUAUUAUAUGGAUACUAUUUCCACUUGUGCGCCAGUGCUCUGAGUUGAUAAAGCUGUGGGAGAAGAUACAUUUUUGCCCUCUCCCCGGGGAUAUAGUUGUCUCAUGCCCAUGCUAGCCGUUCUCGCAACAGCCAUAACACAAAAAAGGGCUGGUUCCUGCUUUUGUAAUGCAUCCUAAUUAUCCAGAAUUCGUGACGUAUAAAUAUAUUACAGUUUUAUGAGAAGGUAUUAAAAUCUACAUCACAAAAAUGUAUUUGUGACGUAAAUUUAAGUUUGCCAUAAAACAAAAAAGUGCUGGACCCUGAUUUUGUAAUGCAUCCAAAUUAUCCAGAAUUCUUGACGUAUAAAUAUAUUACAGUUUUAUGAGAAGGUAUUAAAAUCUACGUCACAAAACUGUAUUUGUGACGUAAUUUUAAGUUUGCCAUAACACAAAAAAGUGCUGGGCCCUGCUUUUGUAAUGCAUCCUAAUUAUCCAGAAUUCGUGACGUAUAAAUAUAUUACAGUUUUAUGAGAAGGUAUUAAAAUCUACAUCACAAAAAUGUAUUUGUGACGUAAAUUUAAGUUUGCCAUAAAACAAAAAAGUGCUGGACCCUGAUUUUGUAAUGCAUCCAAAUUAUCCAGAAUUCUUGACGUAUAAAUAUAUUACAGUUUUAUGAGAAGGUAUUAAAAUCUACGUCACAAAACUGUAUUUGUGACGUAAUUUUAAGUUUGCCAUAACACAAAAAAGUGCUGGGCCCUGCUUUUGUAAUGCAUCCUAAUUAUCCAGAAUUCGUGACGUAUAAACAUAUUACAGUUUUAUGAGAAGGUAUUAAAAUCUACAUCACAAAAAUGUAUUUGUGACGUAAAUUUAAGUUUGCCAUAAAACAAAAAAGUGCUGGACCCUGAUUUUGUAAUGCAUCCAAAUUAUCCAGAAUUCUUGACGUAUAAAUAUAUUACAGUUUUAUGAGAAGGUAUUAAAAUCUACGUCACAAAACUGUAUUUGUGACGUUAUUUUAAGUU
Messenger RNA from Pararge aegeria (speckled wood butterfly), 3100 nucleotides. Its product is annotated as phospholipid phosphatase homolog 1.2 homolog. Gene Ontology annotation, biological process: phospholipid metabolic process; phospholipid dephosphorylation; signal transduction. The coding region runs from base 391 to 1191 and encodes 266 amino acids. NCBI's taxonomy places the organism in Eukaryota, Metazoa, Arthropoda, Insecta, Lepidoptera, Nymphalidae. The record is from RefSeq and is a predicted model, not a curated record. The transcript is spliced from 6 exons. Gene Ontology annotation, molecular function: phosphatidate phosphatase activity.